GCGAAAAGAAGAGGGCUUCAGUCAGCAUUAUGUGUGCCUUGUUAAGAUGGGCUCGACGGAGAUCUGGUUGAUUUGACUUCAAUUAUGGCGAGGAGAAGGUCUCUGCUUGCCUGGCUCGGCCUCACAACCAUCGCAGUAUCAACACAAGUAAGCAACCACACACGCACACACGAGAAACAAAGCAGAGCACGAGCUGGACUCAUGCGCAUGUGCCUGUCUGUCUAUCGUCUAUCUCAGAGUGUGUCUGCCGAGCCAGCGUACAUCAUCGAGAUGAAGGAGGAUGGCGGUCAGCUGCUGCUCCCACUCACAGCGGCCGGGCAGCAGGUCAACCUUUACCUCGACUCGAUGGGCCAGGGCAUCCGCCUCUUCCAGUACAACACCUCUGCAUGCCCACUGGACAAGGGCGGCAAGCCGGCCGCUGGGCGGGUGUGCUUCGACCCGCUCAAGGCAGAAAACGGGACGUGUUGGUGCAAGACGCAGAUACACCAGAAGUGCAUCGUGGACCCCACGCGGCCGAGCUUCAAAUGCGCCUGCAUGAACCAGACCGACGAACACUCCUUCCAAGAGUGAGUCAGUGAGUGGGCGAAGCAGCAAGUGUUGUUGACUUGACAGUGCAUUCGUCGCCCCCAACCCUCCCUCUUUCCAUGUGUGUGUGUGUGUGUGUGUGUGUGUCAGGUAUCCCUACAGCUGGGAUGGUGUCGAGUACGAGGAGCAUAGGCAAGAGGGCACUGGCUCGGUGUCGAUCGACCUGCCCAGCGCUGCCCCCGGCUCGCCGAGUGCCGUGCUGCACUUCGCCAAGGAGAAGGCGGCGCUGAAGCUCAUCAACAACAGGACACAGCACCAAGAGUGGCCGCUGUUCAUGGGGGCCGGGGAUGGCUUAUGGGGACUCAGCGGUGAGUGUACAAGGCCCGCCGAUGGAUGGCUGCCAGCCAUGAGCGUGGACGCUCUCUCUUUAUGUAUUUGUUGUCAGGCCGCUCGUUGUCGUGUCGAAACGAGUCCGUCUUCAGCGAUCUUCUCGCGUCGGUCAACGCGACGUCCUUCGCCUUUGAUGUGUCGAUCACCAUCCCAACCGCGCCCGCAGACACACGCAAAGACUCGCACACCCGAGACCACCCAAUCCACUCGCGAAGGCGGCUUAACAAGCGGAAAAAGGGGGCGGCUGCGCUGGGGGGAGGUGGGCACAAGAACGAGCUGCACAUCGGUGGGUGGACGAAGAAGUACGGUCCGAUUGCGUGGAGCGAGCGGAAGCAAACGGGCGGCUUCAUGCAGGACGCCCUGCCGCAGUUCGUGCUCUACCACCCGUCUGUGUGCGGCGCCGACCUGCUCUAUAACGACUCUUCCAACUGGGUGGCCGCCGUCGACACAGGGUACGCACGAACCGCAGACCAGCAUGACCAUCCCAUCCCAUCCUCUGUGUGUGCGUGCUCGUUCGUUCAGCGCCGAGUGUCUGGGUUUGCCGAGCUUUAUAUGGGAGCGGUUAAUGGCGUGGCUGCCGGUCGACUGUCCCGACGGGAAGCCUCCCGCCCAGCCGGCCAAGAAGGGCGAGCGGCCGCCUCCCCAGUAUCCCGUGUGGCGGUACCGCGACACGCACCCCACCCUGUGCUCGCCACGGAAGGACGCGCGGCCGCUGCCGGUGUUUCAGUUCCGCUUGAGCGAAGAUGAGGAGGGGCCGAGGUUAAACAUACCACUUGGUGAGGGAGGGAAAGAGACGGAGGGUGUGUGGGGUGGGGGAGGGAGAUGACGUUGUGUGUUGUGUGUGGUGGAAUAGAGAGUUUGGUGCGUUGGAAUGCCAGUUCCAAGAGGGAGGAGCUGUGCGUCAGCGGGGAGGCGCCGGCUUACAUCAUCGGGUAAGUUAGUCAGCCAGACAAGAGCCAGCCAUAUGCAGGCAAAACCUGGCAGGCAGGACGCUGGUGUACGUUUUUUGUGGGUCUCCGUGUCACACGUAUCAGUCGCCCUCUCGAGUACACGACCAGCCCCUACAUGACUUUCGGCACCUAUGGUAUGGUGGUGGGCAAGAUAAGAUAAGAUGGCAGGCACGGCACUCCUAUCGAAUAUAUGUCUUUCCAUGUGGUUCCUUCCUUGCCUGCCUGCCUUUCAGUGCUCAACAAUCUCUACUACGUUGUCAACGAUGCCAACAACACUAUCGGGUGCGGGGCGGGGCGGUGCGCACGGCAUGCACACAAACGGGCUGGGCUUGCAUUCUGCACAACGAAGCAUGAGCUGCAUGUGUGUGUGGUUGCAACGGUGCAGUUUCGCGCAGAAGAACCUCAAGGCUGCCGGCAGCGACGCCUUCUGUGCGAUGGAGGCGUCAUGCCUGGGAUCGCAGACCUACUACCGCCCCCGCAAUGUGUGUCUCGACCCCACGUGCUCCAAGUGGUACUUCAAGACACUCGACGCGCACACCAAGUAAGCAUGCCGCCCAUGCCAUGCUCCCGGCUCCCCACACACAUGCACACGCCUCAGAAUGACCAAAUGUGUGCUGCUCUGUGUCUUUUUUCGUUGCGUAUUGUCUCUGUGCUGUGCAGGGAGUGCCGCUACUUCUCUUCCUUGCCUGCGAUGGCCGUGACCAUUCUGGUUUUGCUGGCGUGCACCGAUCUGUGGGGCCACCACCUUUACAAGCUGGCGCUGCAAAAGGCCAGAGCCAUCUGCAGAUGAGGGACAUACAUACUACUUAUGUCCGUGGCGUGAUGGAUGGGAUGGCUGGGCAGCCCGGGUCUGCGGAUUCAUUGCAGUCAGUGCUGUGUGGAUGGGGAGCAAGAUCUCAUUUAUGUCGUGUGUAUCUAUGAGUCGGUCUGCCAGAGAGUGGGUGUGAUGUGACAAUGAUGUCUUUUUCAGUGUCUGUAGUCGUCAUUUGACGAGAGAGCUUCACCAGAGUGUGCGAGCUCAUUUGCAAGC
Messenger RNA from Vitrella brassicaformis, 2895 nucleotides. The record is from the annotation of a GenBank genome assembly. NCBI's taxonomy places the organism in Eukaryota, Vitrellaceae.